Messenger RNA from Fusarium keratoplasticum, 1068 nucleotides. RefSeq lists its product as uncharacterized. Gene Ontology annotation, molecular function: nucleotide binding. The transcript has a single exon. The record is from RefSeq and is a predicted model, not a curated record. The coding region runs from base 1 to 1068 and encodes 355 amino acids. Lineage: Eukaryota; Fungi; Ascomycota; Sordariomycetes; Hypocreales; Nectriaceae.
AUGUCUUCUCAAUCACGCAUCAAGUUUGCCGUCGUUGGCGUUGGAUUGAUUGGACCUCGACAUGCCAAGACCGUCGUCGAGAGCAAGGAAGCAGAGCUGGUGGCUAUUGUUGACCUGAUGCCUGCUGGACAGACGCUGGCCCAAGAACUGGGCGUUGCCUACUUCAAGUCCGUGGCCGAGAUGCUGCAAUCCCCCAACACGCCAGAAGCAGCCAUCAUUUGCACGCCCAAUCACACUCAUGUCCCGUUGUCCAGGGAACUUUCCUCUGGAGGUGUUCACAUCUUGAUCGAAAAGCCCUUCUGCACCGAUAUACCCAGUGGCAAAGAAUUGUUGCAGCAUUUGAAGCAAUCUAGUGUCAAGGCUAUUGUUGGACACCAUCGACGAUUCAACCCUUACAUGGUGACUGCUAAACAGACAGUCUCCUCUGGAUCUCUGGGAAGAAUCAUCGCCAUCAACGGCAUCUGGGCAACAUACAAGCCCCUGGACUACUUUGACCCACCAGCAGAUUGGCGGAGACAACAAACCGGAGGCGUCGUUCUGAUCAAUCUCAUCCACGAGGUAGAUCUGCUUCAUUAUCUAUUCGGCCCAAUCACCCGCGUUCACGCCGAAAAGACAAUUUCUCAACGAGGGUUCGCAGCAGAAGAAGGCGCGGUUCUCACACUCCGCUUCAAGUCUGGUGCCGUGGGCAGCUUUCUCGUCUCUGACAAUCUCCCAUCGCCCUACAACUUCGAGUCCGGCACCGGAGAGAACCCUCUGAUACCCAAAUCCGGUCAGGAUUUCUACCGUGUUUUCGGAACCGAUGCGGCACUUAGUGUGCCAGACAUGACGACGUGGUCCUACGCGGGAACUCAGAAGUCAUGGAAUCAGGAGAUGGUUCAACAGAAAAUCCCAGUACCCGAAGGAAUCCCCUUUGAGCUGCAGCUGGAUCACUUUGUCAAGGUCAUUCGUGGUCAAGAGACGCCGAGUUGCACCCCAGAGGCUGGACUCGCCGCGCUUGUUGUCUGUCAGGCUAUCAAGGAAGCUCUCGAGGACAACAAGACUGUAGAUAUUGACUCGUUCGACUUUUGA